UGCUCCUAAAUCAAUUAUGAUCGUACACUUCUUCUUCUUCAUUCUUCAAUCAUCUUUGCCUUGAUUUUGUUGAAUUAAGAUGGAGAACGACGGAAUCAGGUGCUUGAAGAAAUUCUUUCACACUUCCAUUGUGGUGCUACUUUUUCUACAAUGUUUCAACCCUUCCCUAUCCUCUGGAUUCUAUAAUGUUUCUUUGGGUUUCGGAGCAAUUGGCCACCGGGUGGUGACGAGGUGCAUAAAGAGUGAAGGGGAAGCACUCCUUUCUUUCAAACAAGGUCUGAUUGAUGACUACAAUCUCCUCUCCUCCUGGGGAAGAGAAGAACACAAGCAAGAUUGUUGCAAAUGGCUUGGCAUCCACUGCAGCAACCGAACCAACCAUGUUACUCAACUUGAUCUUGGAUGGAAUCAUAUGAAUGAAGUUUACUCACUUCAACAGAAAGGACAGCAGGAGUAUCCCGUAUAUUACUUUCAAGGUAAAAUGAUGAGUCCUAAACUAAUUGAGUUGCAGCAUUUGAAAUAUUUGGACCUUUCUUCCAUUAACUUCACUGGGACCCAGCUUCCAGAUUUCAUUGGUUCUCUUUCCAAUUUAAGACACCUCGAUCUCUGGUAUGCUUCUUUUGGUGGUCGAAUUCCAACUCAGAUUGGAAACCUUACUCACUUGCAAUAUCUUGAUCUCAGAUCCAAUCACUUUGCUAAUGUAGAAAAUAUCAAUUCAUGGCUACCUCAUCUUUCUUCUUUAACAUAUUUGGACCUGAGUUACAACAAUCUUAGUAAUGUUCCUGACUGGUUGGAAAUAGUUAGUAAGCUCCCUAAACUUACUAACUUGUCUCUGUCUUAUUGUAGUCUUCCUUCUCUUCUAAUUCAUUCCAGUACUCUUUUUAACAUAAAUUCUUCUAAAUCUCUUGCUCAUGUUGAUCUCAGUGAUAACCAACUCACUUCUUCCAUAUUUCUUUGGUUGUCCAAAUACAAUGCCAGCCUUGUUCAUCUUGAUCUCAAAUACAAUAACUUUGCUAAUGUAGAAAAUCUGAAUUCAUGGCUGCCUCAUCUUUCUGCUUUAACAUAUUUGGACCUAAGUUACAGCAAUCUCAGUAAUGUUCCUGACUGGAUCGAAGCAGUUAAUAAUCUCCCUAAACUUACAAACUUGUCUCUGUCUUAUUGCAGUCUUCCUUCUCCUCUAAUUCAUUCCAGUACUCUUUUUAACAUAAAUUCUUCUAAAUCUCUUGCUCAUGUUGAUCUCAGUGACAACCAACUCACAUCUUCUUCCACAUUUCUUUGGUUGUCCAAAUACAAUGCCAGCCUUGUUCAUCUUGAUCUCAAAUACAAUAACUUUGCUAAUGUAGAAAAUCUGAAUUCAUGGCUGCCUCAUCUUUCUGCUUUAACAUAUUUGGACCUGAGUUACAGCAAUCUCAGUAAUGUUCCUGACUGGAUGGAAGCAGUUAAUAAGCAUCCUAAACUUACAAAUUUGUCUCUGUCUAAUUGUGGUCUUCCUUCUCCUCUAAUUCAUUCCAGUACUCUUUUUAACAUAAAUUCUUCUAAAUCUCUUGCUCAUGUUGAUCUCAGUUACAACCAACUCACUUCUUCCAUAUUUCUUUGGUUGUCCAAAUAUAAUUCCAGCCUUGUUCAUCUUGACCUCUCUUACAACCAGUUAACUGGCUUAUUUCCCGAUGUCAUUGGAAACAUGAGCUCUCUUGCAUAUCUAGAUCUCUCUUCUAACCAAUUUAAAGGGGUGAUUUCAGAAAGUCAUUUCUCGGGUCUCUCCAGAUUAAGAUCUUUGUCUCUGUCCUCUACCUCACUAACUUUAAACUUCCAUUCUAAAUGGGUUCCUCCCUUCCAAUUGGAUGUCAUAUUCUUGAGGUCUUGCAAGAUGGGUCCACAUUUUCCAAAUUGGCUUCAAACUCAGAAAAGUUAUCGGACGCUUGAUAUUUCUAAUGCUGGAAUUUCUGAUAUCCUUCCAAGUUGGUUUUGGGAAAGGCUGUCUCAUGCUCCUGAAAUUGGUUAUGUAGAUCUCUCCAACAACCAAAUUAGAGGAACAAUUCCAAACUCGCAAAUCAAUUUUGUAUGUUUCUCUCGUCAACUAAAUUUGAGUUGGAACCAAUUGGAAGGUCAAGUCCCUCCAUUCCUAUUGAAAGCUUCGUCAUCUCUCUUUCUCUCCCACAAUAAAUUUUCAGGGUUGUUUUCUUUCUUGCUUCCAGUUAACGCAAGUCAUUUAAGAUUGCUUGAUCUCUCGAGCAACCAUUUACAUGGAGAACUUCCCGAUUGCUGGACUCAUUUCAAAAAUCUUUUAAUUCUUGAUUUGAGUGACAACCUUUUUUCUGGGAGAAUUCCUGCCACAAUGGGCUCUUUAUCUUCAAUUCAAACAUUGAACCUAAACACUAAUGGACUUGUGGGAGAAUUGCCUUCAUCUUUGAAGAACUGUACAAGUCUCAUAGUUUUUGAUGUUGGAGAAAAUAAAUUAUCAGGUUUGAUACCUGAAUGGUUAGGGGUUGGACUUCCAAAUUUGACUAUCCUUAUCCUCCGUUCUAAUCACUUCUAUGGAAGCAUUCCAUCACAAUUGUGUAAUAUGGGAAGCAUUCAAAUUCUGGAUUUCUCGAUGAAUAACAUCUCCGGAAGUAUACCCAAAUGUCUCAACAAUUUGACUAAUUUGGCUCUAAGAGGAAGUUCAAGUCUAACUAUCACUCACCUAUUUAAGGCAACCUCCACUGAUAUUGCUGUCAGUAUUUUUGAUUAUGAAGACGAAGCAUCCUUGAUAUGGAAUGGAAUAAUGUCCAAAUACAAAAGUACCCUGGGGCUUGUAAAGAGUAUCCAUCUGUCAAGUAAUCGAUUAACGGGGGAGAUUCCUAGUGAAGUCACUGAUCUUGUGGGGCUGGUUUCUUUAAACCUAUCAAGAAAUAACUUAACAGGUCAAAUAACUCCAAAAAUAGGAAAGUUGCAGUCUUUAGAUUUGCUUGAUUUGUCAAACAACCAAAUACAUGGUACAAUUCCAACAAGUCUCAUUGGAAUAUCUGGCCUUGGUAAGUUGGACCUGUCCAACAACAACCUAUCUGGAAAAAUUCCCAUCGGGUCUCAACUUCAACCCUAUGACGCCACUGUUUUUGCUGGAAAUCCUCUCCUUUGUGGAAUUCCACUUGAACAUAUGUGCUCUCCUAAGGAAACAACACUGGAGGAGCAACCAGUGGUAGACAAUCAAGAUGAAGAUGAUGACGGGUUUAUAACACCUGGAUUUUACAUGAGUUUGGGGCUUGGAUUUAUCAUUGGAUUCUGGGGAGUUUGUGGGAGUUUGAUAUUCAACAGGUCAUGGAGAUACAUGUACUUCAAACUCUUGAAUGGUUUAAAUGAUUGGCUUUAUAUCAAGGUGGCAUUGUUCAUGCAACGAAGAAUGCUCGAUGAAUAAGCUCUCGUCCAUCGGCUUGUGUGGUACGACAUGCUAACCCCUUCGGCUUUUGGGUUGAGAAGGAGCCUGAAGGACAAUAGCUUUUAAGUUAUGGUGGAAUUUCUCCAAAUUCAUGAGUGGGAAAUGUAUUUGGUUCAUUGUCGAGUUGUAAUUUUACACAAAUAUUUAUGGUUUUAGUUUCAAUUUUU
Messenger RNA from Malus domestica (apple), 3579 nucleotides. RefSeq names its product receptor-like protein EIX2. Gene Ontology annotation, molecular function: protein binding. The record is from RefSeq and is a predicted model, not a curated record. NCBI's taxonomy places the organism in Eukaryota, Viridiplantae, Streptophyta, Magnoliopsida, Rosales, Rosaceae.